UUCAAUCAUGGUCUUGUUAAGUACCAACUUUCUACAAUAUUAUUCUGAGGCGCUAUUCAUCCUAAAAGUAGUUUGCAAAGCUAUUGCUAGUUCUAUGUAUAUUGUUUCCUCAAUUACUUCUGUCCUUGCAGUGGUCUCUGGCUGAUAGCAAGACUGGGUGACAAUAAGAGAGAAAAUAUUGGAGAUAACCAUCAAAAUUCAAAGCAAUUUUAAGAAAAUAAACAUUGUACUUUGAUGCAAUUGAAGAAUUCUUCUAGAAUAAAAUCAUGGUUUACUAGAUACGACAUCGUUUGGAACCAUAGUGAACUACUCAUUUCAUGCAGCGAUUUGCUCAUUUACCAACCUGAUCAAAAUUGUGGAAACAAUGCAAGCUAACCACCACAUUAUCACAUUUCCCACCCAUUACUUCCAUACUGCACCAACUCAAAAUCCAUCAUAUUCAAUAACCUAACGACUUCAUUUGGUUAUUCCAAGACGAUCCAAGCCUUUUCAUCAGCAGACUUCUUGUUGAAUCUCCAUGAUCAUCAAACUAGUUGUAUUCCUAGGGUGUAAGAAGCGAAAGCACCAUAUGAUAUCUCACACUUCUAAAAUCACAAGGUGUUAAAUGUGGUAUAUGUAAGACAUCCAUCAAUGUUGUCUACUCACAAAAGUCACCAGUUAAGACAAAGGGUUGCUUUCCUUUCUAUUUCAUAGAACCUCAACAUGUAAUUACAUGAUUAAAUCCUAUUUUAUUACCAUCAUCAAUGCCCUCAUGAGCAUGACAAUACAGCAUAUAUUAACCAGUGCACAGUGUUCUAUAAUUCACAGCCUUUUUGAUCGAUAAUAUCUGUGGUGAACUUGUUUACAUACCUAGGUUCCUUCAUCAACAAGAAUAAAGCAUUCUUCGAUGGAGAAAAAGUUCAUUUCAGACAUUAUUCAACUUCCACCCGGUUUUAGAUUCCACCCAUCCGACGAGGAGCUCAUCGUGCACUAUUUGAAAAACAAAGCAACAUCAAGUUCACUACCUGCAUCUAUUAUUGCUGAAGUAGAUCUAUACAAGUGCAAUCCUUGGGAGCUACCAGGUAAAGCUUUGUUUGGUGAGGAGGAAUGGUAUUUUUUCACCCCAAGGGAUAGGAAAUACCCCAACGGAGUGAGGCCUAAUAGGAUGGCAGGUUCGGGUUUUUGGAAGGCCACAGGAACUGAUAAACCCAUUCCCAGUUCAUGCAGCGGGAAGACUCUUGGAGUGAAAAAAGCUCUCGUGUUCUAUAAAGGACGCCCUCCAAGAGGAGUUAAGACAGAUUGGAUCAUGAACGAGUACAGAUUGCCCGAAGCAACGAUGUUGACUUCGAGGCAAAAGGGGUGCAUGAGGUUGGAUGAUUGGGUACUAUGCCGAGUUCGGCAGAAAAGCAACAUCUCAAGGAAGUGUGGGGAAGAUGGAUGUGGUCCUAACAAUGAACCAUUUGGUUACUCUCAGAAAGGAGACAAGCCUUGCUCUAAUAAUACAAACGCUAAUCUUGAAAUGAUCAGAGAUUUUCUAUACAGGGAUUGCCUGGUGCUACCACUCAUCUUCGCAUCUCAAGAUCUACCUUCCUUAGACACAGUUUCUAGCAUACCUGCUUCAUUCUGUGAAGACUAUUCUGCCACAAACUAUUCGCAAUACUCAGUUCCACCUUUUGACAACUUAAAUAAUGGGCAGAAGAGAAAGCUCAGUGAAGGAAAUCAGUAUGAUAAUUCCAUCCAACCAAAGAAGAAGCUGACCGGCAGAGAUAACCACUGGAGCGACAACAUCCCUGUAUUGAAUUUCUGUAGUACAGACCAGUAUGAACAAGGUAACAACUUCAACGCCAAUCAAUGGAAUUCUAUAAUCCAAUAUCAAGAGUUAAAUAACUUGACCUUCAUUGACUGAAGUAUUCAGGAAACAGUGUGGACAUGAGAUCUAGGUGUUUUAUUCCAUAAGUAAAUAUAUGUUUCAUGUAAAUAUCGAUGUUGGCGGGAGGCAAAUAAGUCUUGUACAACAAGGUCAUGUGAAUUUGUUUCAACAGGAAUGCUUCACAAAUAUAAUUUCUACAUCCAAACUGCUUUCAACUGAAAGAUCUUGUGGCUCACAUUCA
Messenger RNA from Camellia sinensis, 2090 nucleotides. RefSeq names its product NAC domain-containing protein 2. Gene Ontology annotation, molecular function: DNA binding. NCBI's taxonomy places the organism in Eukaryota, Viridiplantae, Streptophyta, Magnoliopsida, Ericales, Theaceae. Gene Ontology annotation, biological process: regulation of DNA-templated transcription. The record is from RefSeq and is a predicted model, not a curated record.